Caenorhabditis angaria is the source of this 2399-nucleotide messenger RNA. NCBI's taxonomy places the organism in Eukaryota, Metazoa, Nematoda, Chromadorea, Rhabditida, Rhabditidae. The record is from the annotation of a GenBank genome assembly.
AUGUCCUACACAAAUAAUCACUACAAUUAUCAGGUGAGUUGGAUUUUUUUCGAAAAAAAAAAAAAAUUUUGGGCGCGAGAAAUUUGAUCUGCCUUCACCCAGGUGAAUAAAUAUUGAUUUCCAAGCUGGGUGGUCCCCGAAAUUUCUCAUUUUUCCCGAGCCGCUAAGUAGAAAAUGGCUCAUAUUCGUGGCUAUGUUUUGGAUGAUCCGACUUUGUCAUCGGGUGGACAGGUAGAUCAAUUUUUGGCCGCAAAAAUUUGCAUUUCUACUCAAAAUACUGUGAAAUUUGGGCUUUAAAACGUAUAUUAAACUCAAAAAUACACGGAAAACUUUAAAUUUCGCGCCAAAAUUGAUUUCAGGACAAAUAUCGUGCCAGUACCCAUUUUUAGUGAAAAGUACCUUCAAAAGUUCAAAUUUCCGCUUCGAGACCAUUAAUUUUCAUGAAAAUUGAUUAAAAAUUCGAAUUUUCGCGCCAAAAACUUGAAUUUUCGCUUCAAGGCCCAAGUUCUACUCAAAAUACCCUGAAAACUUCAAAUUUCUCCCCUCCAACUCCAAAAAAUUCAAAUUCUCAUUCCAGAUCGCUGUGGUUUUUGCGAUUUUGAUCGGAGGAUGUCUGUUUUUGGCCGCAGUUAUUGCAGCAAUCUAUUUCGUCUGUGUGAAUAAUGUAAGCUUUGACUGAAAUUUUGUGCUGAAAAUCGGGAAAUUAUUGGAUUUUCAACACGAAAUUUCAAUCAUAUGUAGUAAAAAAUCGAUAAAUUUUACGAUUUUUUAAAAUUCAAUGCAAACAUGGGAAGCCAUCCAUCCCCGAGAAAUUUUGUAUUAUUUGUUUAACGUUUGUGUGUGUGUAUGUUUCUUCAACAACAAAAGAAGAGACGAAAAUGGGAAGAAAAUUGCGGGAAAAAUGUGUUUUCUUGAUUUUUGGCGCAAAAAAAUGGUGCAAGAAUAGAGAAUUUUCUUGAUUUUCAGCUAUUUUCAAUGUUUACAUCAUUUUCAGCACCAAAUUUCAGUCUAGAAACUUGAAUUUCUGAAAUUUUUCGGGAUUUUUUGGUAUUUGACAAAAAUCUGGUAUUUUUCAUAGCAAAAUCUUUCUAGACUGAAAUUUUGUGCUGAAAAUCAUGGAAUUCUUGAUUUUCAGCUAUUUUGAAUGUUCACAUCAUUUUCAGCACCAAAUUUCAGUCUAGAAACUUGAAUUUUUGAAAUUUUUCGAGAUUUUUUUUGGUAUUUGACAAAAAUCAGGUAUUUUUCAUAGCAAAAUGUUUCUAGACUCAAUUUUCGAGCUGAAAGUCAUGGAAUUUUUGAUUUUCAGCUAUUUUGAAUGAUUACAUCAUUUUCAGCGCGAAAUUUCAGUCUAGAAACUUGAAUAUCUGAAAUUUUUCGUGAUUUUUUGGUAUUUGACAAAAAUCUGGUAUUUUUCAUAAGAAAAUGCUAAUUCCAGCGUUUUCAGCGGAAAAUUUCAGCCUAGAAACAUUCAUCCUCAAAAUGUUCCAAAUUUUAUGGUUCAUCAGAAAAUCCCAUGAAUUUCAUUGAAACUGGAAGUUUCUAGACUGAAAUUUUGUGCUGAAAAUCAUGGAAUUCUUGAUUUUCAGCUAUUUUGAAUGUUUACAUCAUUUUCAGCGCGAAAUUUCAGUCUAGAAACUUGAUUUUCUGAAAUUUUUUGGUUUUUGACAAAAAUCUGCUAUUUUUCAUAGCAAAAUGUUUCUAGACUCAAAAUUUUUGCUGAAAAUCAUGGAAUUAUUGAUUUUCAGUAAUUUUCAGCCCAAAAUUUCAAUCAAUAAUUUCCAGAUGCGCGACGACGACAAAAAGCGUCUAAACUCUGGUCGAAACUCGGCCACCAAUUGGGCUCCUCAACAACAACAAAUCCCACAAUCCACCUACAAUCCAGCACCAUCGAUUCAAAACUACGAUUUCAAUCCGAAUCCAAUCCGAUCAGUCGGAUUGAAUAAUCAGAGUUAUACACCGGUUCCAUCGACUACACCCCAAAAUUAUGCACCAAAUCAAAAUUAUCAACCGGUGGCUACACCAACUACACAACAAUAUAUUCAACAACAACAAAUUCCACAAUAUCAACCUGAUAUUAUUUAUCAACAGGUGAGUAGUUGCGGAAAAAUCCGCGAUUUUCAGCUGUUUAAUCGUUUUCAGCACAAAAUUUCAGCCAGGAAACAUUUUUUUCUGAAAAUUUCACAAUUUUUAUUUCAAUUCAGCCGAAUAUCCGUAAUUUUUGAGCUAGAAGCACUUCUAGACUGAAAUUUUGCGCUGAAAAUCAUAAAAAUGCUCAUUUUCAGCCCCAAAGUUCGCAAAAUCAUCAAUUUUUCUUACAGGGACCAUCUUCAUACUCUCAACAACAACCAGUGGAAUACACCAUCCAAAACCCAUCGAACUUUGUGCAAUCAAGUGUCUAA